This is a messenger RNA of Cervus elaphus (red deer), 1026 nucleotides long. Its product is annotated as heterogeneous nuclear ribonucleoproteins A2/B1-like. The transcript has a single exon. The coding region runs from base 1 to 1026 and encodes 341 amino acids. NCBI's taxonomy places the organism in Eukaryota, Metazoa, Chordata, Mammalia, Artiodactyla, Cervidae. The record is from RefSeq and is a predicted model, not a curated record. Gene Ontology annotation, molecular function: RNA binding.
AUGGAGAAAACUGUGACAUCUGUUCCUGUGAAGAGGGAAAAGGAAGAAAACGAACAAAUUCGUAAACUCUUCAUUGGUGGCUUGAGCUCUGAAACCACAGAAGAAAGUCUGAAGAACUACUACCAGCAGUGGGGAGAACUCACAGACUGUGUGGUCAUAAGGGGCCUUGCCAGUCAAAAAUCAAGAGGGUUUGGUUUUGUUACUUUCUCCUCCGUGGCUGAGGUGGAUGCAGCCAUGGCGGCCAGACCUCAUUCCAUUGAUGGGAGAGUGGUUGACCCCAAACGUGCUGUUGCGAGAGAGAAAUCUGAAAAACAGGGGUCGCUUGUCACUGUGAAGAAGCUGUUCGUUGGUGGAAUUAAGGAAGAUACCGAGGAGCAUCAUCUUAGAGAGUACUUUGAGAAAUAUGGAAAAAUCGAUGUCAUUGAGAUCAUUACUGAUAGGCAGUCGGGCAAGAAAAGAGGCUUUGGAUUUGUGACUUUUGAUGACUAUGAUCCUGUGGAUAAGAUAGUAUUGCAGAAAUACCAUACCAUCAAUGGUCAUCGUGCAGAAGUCGGGAAGGCUUUAUCGAAACAGGAAAUGAAGGAAACUCAAGGUUCUAGAAGUAGAAAAGGAGGCCCCUUUGGUUUUAGUGUUUCUUCUAGUGGGGGUGGAAAUUUUGGACGAGGGCCAGGAACUAAAUUUAGAGGAGAAGCUGAUGGAUAUGGAAAUGGUCCCAGAUCUAGGGAUGGCUAUCACGGGUAUGGAGGAGGACCUGGAGGUGGUAAUUUUGUAGGUUACCCUUGUUAUGGAGGAGGAGGUGGAGAAUAUGGUGGUCGAGGUCCUGGGUAUGGCAACCAGUGGAAGUUCUCUGGAGGUGGUUAUGGCAAUAAUUUUGGAAAUUACAACCAGCAACCGUCUAAUUACGGUCCAAUGAGGAAUGGUAUCUUUGAUGUUGGCAGGAACAUAGCAGCCCCAUACGGUGGAGAAAAUUAUGGCCCAGGAGGCAGUGGAGGAAGUUGGGGUUAUGGAGGAGGAAGUGGAUAUUGA